Molecule: messenger RNA, 831 nt
Organism: Fraxinus pennsylvanica
Lineage: Eukaryota; Viridiplantae; Streptophyta; Magnoliopsida; Lamiales; Oleaceae
Source: the annotation of a GenBank genome assembly
AUGGCCAACGACUCGUACGAGAAAGCCAUUGCUGCUCUUCAGCAGCUUCUCAGUGAGAAGGCAGAAUUAGGACCGGUUGCGGCCUCGAAAAUCGAUAGAAUUACAGGCGAGUUACAAAGUAUUGUUGAAAGCAAAAAAUUUGAUCCAGUUGAGAGAUUGAAAAACGGCUUUAUUCACUUUAAACGAGAGAAAUAUGAAAAGAAUCCGUACUUGUUUAAGGAACUCUCCAAAGGCCAGAGCCCCAAGUUUAUGGUGUUCGCUUGCUCGGAUUCUCGCGUAUGCCCAUCACACAUGCUAGAUUUGCAACCCGGGGAGGCAUUCAUGGUUAGAAACAUUGCCAGCAUGGUUCCUGCAUACGAUAAGAUCAGAUAUUCUGGAGCUGGAGCAGCAAUUGAAUAUGCUGUUCUGCACCUCAAGGUGCAGGAAAUUGUAGUCAUUGGACAUAGCUGCUGUGGAGGAAUCAAGGGCCUCAUGUCUAUCCCGGACGAUGGAACUACUGCCUCUGAAUUCAUUGAAGAUUGGGUGAAGAUUUGUUUAGCUGCCAAGACAAAGGUAAAGGCGGAGAGUGGCAACUCAGAAUUCACUGAUCAAUGCACAAACUGUGAGAAGGCUGCAGUGAAUGUAUCACUUGGGAACCUGCUGACAUAUCCUUUUGUUAGAGAGGGUUUGGUGAAGAACACUUUGGCACUAAAGGGUGGUUACUAUGAUUUUGUCAAAGGAAGUUUUGAACUGUGGGGACUGGAUAUUGGCCUUUCUCCAUCUCUUUAUGUAUCAAGUGAGAAUCUAUAUUUCUCUGAGUCUGCUUUUAGCAAGUUCAGUAAGAUGGAUUAA